Aspergillus chevalieri is the source of this 1587-nucleotide messenger RNA. It is a transcript of the gene rglA, whose product is annotated as putative rhamnogalacturonase B. The transcript is spliced from 11 exons. The coding region runs from base 1 to 1587 and encodes 528 amino acids. The record is from RefSeq and is a predicted model, not a curated record. NCBI's taxonomy places the organism in Eukaryota, Fungi, Ascomycota, Eurotiomycetes, Eurotiales, Aspergillaceae. Gene Ontology annotation, biological process: pectin catabolic process. Gene Ontology annotation, molecular function: carbohydrate binding; carbon-oxygen lyase activity, acting on polysaccharides.
AUGCGGUCCAGGUUUGUCGGCACGGCCUUACUCCCUCUCUGCGCGCGAGUCGCAUCUGCGGCUUUUGGGAUCACGAAUAACGAUGAUUCCUAUGUGGUCGACGCUGGCUCUGCCAAUCCGUUGAAGUUCACAGUGGAUCGUGGGAGCUGCGAUAUCACGUCGAUCAAUUACUACGGUUCCGAGCUUCAGUACUCCGGUAAAGGAUCACACAUUGGGUCUGGUCUUGGGAGUGCGACGGUGUCUGCUACCCAGAGUGGCGAAUAUAUCAAGGUAACUUGUGAGACUGACACAUUGACACAAUACUUUGUGGUUCACAAUGGCGACUCGGUUAUCCAUAUGGCAACUUACAUCACCGAAGAACCCUCAAUUGGAGAACUGCGAUGGAUUGCUCGUCUUGACCCAGACCUCUUGCCCAACGAGGAGCCUUUUGGCGGUGUAUCUACUACCGGCGGUGGAGAAGCCAUUGAAGGCUCGGAUGUGUUCCUGGUGAACGGGGAGACUCGAAGCAAGUUCUACUCCAGCGAGCGCUUCAUCGAUGACCAGAGACACUGCGUCUCCGGUGACGACCGCCGCGUCUGCAUGAUCCUGAACCAGUACGAGAGUUCAUCUGGCGGUCCUUUCCAUCGCGAUAUCAACUCCAACAACGCUGGUGACUCCACCAAUCUCUACUGGUAUAUGAAUUCCGGCCAUGUCACGACCGAGGACUUCCGCGUGGGUCUUCAUGGCCCGUACUCUAUGUACUUCAGCCGUAGCGGAACCCCAAGCACCGACAUUGAUACCUCUUUCUUCGCGGACCUCGAUAUCCAAGGUUAUGUUGCGGAGGGUGACAGAGGGACGGUCACCGGUACUGCGUCUGGGGCUGACUCCAGUGUGGAUUGGGUUGUUCAUUGGUACAACGACGACGCACAAUACUGGACGUACACAUCCUCCGAUGGCAGUUUCACCUCUCCUGCCAUGAAGCCCGGAACCUACACCAUGGUAUACUACCAAGGCGAGUUCAAGGUCACAGAGACCGUAGUGACUGUCAGCGCUGGUUCGAGCACAUCGAAGGACAUUUCUGGAUCCGUCGAGACCGGAACCACCAUUUUUAAGAUCGGUGAAUGGGAUGGCCAACCUACCGGCUUCCGCAACGCAGACAACCAACUCCGCAUGCACCCCUCCGACUCGAGAAUGUCCGACUGGAGCGCCGGCACCUACAUCGUUGACAGCUCCGAACUAACUGACUUCCCUAUGGCUAUUUUCGACGCGGUAAACUCCCCCGUGUCGAUUGAGUUUACGGCUACAUCGUCGCAGACCGGCGCCGCGACUCUGCGCAUUGGAACGACGCUUUCAUUUGCGGGCGGCCGUCCUCAAGCUACGAUCAACGAUUACACCGGAGACGCUCCCUCUGCUCCGACGAACCUCAACUCCCGGGGAGUUACCCGCGGCGCGUAUCGCGGCUACGGGGAGGUGUAUGAUGUUUCGAUCCCUGAGGGGACGAUUGUUGAGGGUAGCAAUACGAUCAACAUCAGUGUUAUCUCCGGAAGUUCCGGGGACGAGUUCCUCAGUCCUAACUUUAUCUUCGACUGCGUUGAGCUCUUCCAGUGA